CUCCCUCACUUUCAGAGUACUCCGUAUCUGGUAGACUAGUGCAGAUCACCAGCUCAUCGGCGCGUCCGAGGAAGGAAGCAAUGGCGGAGGUGAGCAACAAGAGGGUGAUCCUGAAGCGCUACGUGACGGGGUUCCCCGCCGAGGACGACAUGGAGCUCGUCCCCGCGACGGCGCGCCUGGCCGUGCCGCCCGGGUCGAACGCCGUGGUGGUCAAGAACCUCUACCUCUCCUGCGACCCCUACCUGCGCAGCCGGAUGUCCGGGAACGACGAGCCCAGCCACGUGCCGGACUUCGUCCAGGGGGAGGUUUUAACCACUUUGGGCGUAAGCAAGGUGGUGGAAUCCGGGCACCAGGAUUACAAGCCCGGUGAUCUGGUGUGGGGAAUGACAGGAUGUGAAGAGUACACUUUGAUCACGGACCUGCAGUCACAUUUCAAGAUCAACCAUCCUGAAUUGCCGCUGUCAUACUACACAGGAGUUCUUGGCAUGCCUGGCCUUACUGCCUAUGUUGGAUUUUUUGACGUGGCCAAGCCAAAGAAGGGCGAGUAUGUCUUUGUGUCGGCAGCGUCAGGCGCCGUUGGACAGCUUGUCGGGCAACUUGCCAAGAUCUCUGGCUGCUAUGUGGUUGGUAGUGCCGGUUCUGAUGAGAAGGUCAACCUCCUAAAAACAAAGUUUGGGUUUGAUGAUGCCUUCAACUACAAGAAGGAGCAGGACCUGGACGCCACACUGAAGAGGUGCUUCCCAGAGGGCAUUGACAUCUACUUCGAGAACGUGGGUGGCGCGAUGCUGGACGCGGUGCUUCUUAACAUGAGGUUGCACGGGCGGGUGUCGGUGUGCGGGUUGAUCUCGCAGUACAACCUGGAGCAGAGCGAGGGCGUGCGCAACCUUUUCUGCAUCAUCACCAAGCGCAUCCGCAUGGAGGGGUUCAUCGUGACGGAUCACUACGGCAGCUACAGAAAGUUCGAAGAGGAGAUGGCCGGCUACCUCAAGGAAGGGAAGAUCACCUACGUGGAGGAUGUCGCCGAGGGGAUCGAGAGCUUCCCGACGGCCCUCAUCGGGCUCUUCUACGGGCGCAACAUCGGAAAGCAGCUGGUGGUCGUCGCACGGGAGUGACGUCGCAUACCAGGAGUCCUCUUGGAUUGAGAAGCACUGAUGUGCGUUCAGAGACCAGAAUUCAGAUAAUAUAUAUAGAGAGAGAGAGGUACUUAGUCCGGUUUGCUGGAUUCAGCAUGCUUUGAGCCAGUGUUUGGAGAAAGCAGAAUUCUACUUAGGUGAACCAGGAAGCUGGAAUGAAUUAAUAAUCUUUACUAGUAUAUAUAUACAAGAAUAAAAGUGGCUAGCUAGCUUCGAUUUGGUGCA
Messenger RNA from Aegilops tauschii subsp. strangulata, 1358 nucleotides. RefSeq names its product 2-alkenal reductase (NADP(+)-dependent). Lineage: Eukaryota; Viridiplantae; Streptophyta; Magnoliopsida; Poales; Poaceae. The record is from RefSeq and is a predicted model, not a curated record. Gene Ontology annotation, molecular function: 2-alkenal reductase [NAD(P)H] activity.